This is a messenger RNA of Hemiscyllium ocellatum (epaulette shark), 2595 nucleotides long. Its product is annotated as transcription factor Sp8-like. The coding region runs from base 87 to 1556 and encodes 489 amino acids. Lineage: Eukaryota; Metazoa; Chordata; Chondrichthyes; Orectolobiformes; Hemiscylliidae. The transcript is spliced from 2 exons. Gene Ontology annotation, biological process: regulation of transcription by RNA polymerase II. Gene Ontology annotation, molecular function: RNA polymerase II cis-regulatory region sequence-specific DNA binding; DNA-binding transcription factor activity, RNA polymerase II-specific. The record is from RefSeq and is a predicted model, not a curated record.
AUUGUAUUGCACACCUAAAAAAAGUGCUCUGAUUUAUAAAUAAUAAUAAAAAAAAGGGAUCCUCUGAGGAGGGCAGUUUUUUUGUGAUGGCAACUUCACUUCUGGGGGAAGAACCGAGGCUAGGAUCAACUCCUUUAGCGAUGUUGGCCGCGACGUGCAAUAAAAUCGGCAGCCCGAGCCCGUCCCCGUCUCUGUCGGACAACGCGUCUUUCGGGAAAGGCUUCCACCCUUGGAAAAGAUCCGUCUCCAGUUGCAACAGCGGCUCCAGCCUCUCGGGCUUCGGGGCGAGGAACGGCGCAGGACUGUCCGACUCAUUCAGCGUCAGCUGCUCCUCGGGAGGCGGCGGCGGCGGCGGGAGCGGCGGAGGGCCAGGGGGCAGCAGCGCGUUCUCACUCACCUCCAACCCGGCUUCCAGCUCGCCCUUUGGCAACGAGUACUCGGUGUUUCCGUCGGCGGGCGGCGGCGGCGGCGGCUCCGGCUCCCAGGACGCCGGGCAGCCGGUCUUCAUCUCCAAGGUGCACACCACGGUGGACACGCUGCCCAACAGCCUGCAGGGCAUCUACCCGCGGGUGGGCAUGGCGCACCCGUACGAGCCCUGGUUCAAGCCGUCGCACCCGGGCAUCGCGGGCGAGGUGGGCGGCGGCGCCAGCGCCUGGUGGGACAUGCACCCGGGCGCGGCGGGCUGGCUGGACGUGCAGAACCCGAGCGGGCCGCUCGCCUCGCCGCUGGGCGCCUACAACUCGGACUACCCGGCGCUCGGCCACUCGGCCUUCAGCACGGCGGCGGCUAUCAGCGGCGGCUCGUCCCACCUGCUAGCGGCCGGGGGCCAGCACCUCAUCGCCCAGGAGGGCUUCAAGCCGGUGCUGCCGCCGCCGCCGCCGCCUUCCUCGUACCCGGAGCCCGCCCCGUCGCCGCUGGGCGGCAGCAACCCGGCGCUGGCGGCCGGCCCGGUCUCCGCCGCCCGCGGCUCUUCGGCCCGUCGCUACUCGGGCCGGGCGACUUGCGACUGCCCCAACUGCCAGGAAGCGGAGCGCCUGGGCCCGGCCGGGGCCAGCCUGAGGAGGAAGGGGCUGCACAGCUGCCACAUCCCGGGCUGCGGCAAGGUCUACGGCAAGACGUCGCACCUGAAGGCGCAUCUCCGCUGGCACACCGGCGAGCGGCCGUUCGUCUGCAACUGGCUGUUCUGCGGCAAGCGCUUCACCCGCUCGGACGAGCUGCAGCGGCACCUCCGCACCCACACCGGCGAGAAGCGCUUCGCCUGCCCGGUCUGCAACAAGCGCUUCAUGCGGAGCGACCACCUCAGCAAGCACGUCAAGACGCACCAGGCCAGCGGGCUGCCCGGGGCGGGGGCGGGGGCUGGGCCCGCCGCCACCGGGCCAGCCGGGGCUGCCCCUGCCGCCUCCGCCGCCGCCGGGCCGACCGGCGGCAGCAAGAAAGGCAGCGACACCGACAGCGAGCACAGCGCGCCCGGCUCCCCCCGCUGCCCGUCCCCGGCCGAGCUGCUGCAGGCAGCAGCCCAGGGAGGCGCCGCCGCCGCCCUCAACGGCCUCGACUGAAGCUGCCAGCAGCAGCAGCAGCAGCCACGGCAAAUAGGGCUUUAACUUUGCAGCAGAGAUUCACGUGUAAGUACAACUUCCACCAACUUAACGGGGAGAGCUCUGUGACAGAGAAACCAGCGCCGCCGAACUCUGUGUUGCCUCAAGGCUUGGGAGGCUGAGGAUAGAAAUAAAUAAGGCACACAUUUCAAACUUGCCUCCAUUCCCCCCCCCCCCCACCCACCCAACCUCCACCACCACCUGAUUGUUUUUUAAGUCGCCUUUGCCCGCCUGAUUCUGCAAACCCCACUUGCAAUGCAGUUUAAAACUUCUGAUUUUGUUCCCAUCUCUGCGCACCCAUUUUCAAAUUCCUGUCCAAACCAAUGCCGGGACCGUGCACUGCCUCGAUGGUCUCUCACACACAGGCCCACACUGACUACAAGUAAAGCAUGUGUAUGGCACGGUAUGUUAUCGCCUCUGCACAGCGACUGUCCAACCGGCCACCUUUUUUUAUUUGGGUCCAAAGUCGAAUAUCUUGACUUCUGCAGUCGGGAAAGCUUUCUCUCAAUGCUUACCUAUUUUCCAAAUACCUUUUCAUCCGAUCAACAUUCACUCAGGGUGAGAGGACCCGGUUUGUUUUUAUUCUGUCCUCAACCGCCUGAAAAAGUUCCAACACUUGUAGCUGCAAGUGCAAAUUCUGCUUGUGCAGGAGACGAUUUGUAUGUAUAGUAUUUUUUUUUCGCGUGUAAAUUCCUUGACGAGUAUUUCAACAUGUAUAUUAAGGUACUUAUUCCUUUCGUUGUCAAAAACAAGAAAUAAAAUGACGGACUGAUUUCAAAUACGAUUGACGGCGCCGUGUAGUGAAAAUAAUACGGAUUACAAGUUUGUAAAAUAUUUGCAAGACUUUGUAAAACUGAGGUCAGAAUUAAGAAUAGUUAAUUAUUAAAUAAUUACUCCACCAGUAUCUAGGUGAGAGACGUUAUUUGUCCAGGAGACGAUUUGUAUAGUAUUUUCCUGUAAAUUCUUCUGAAAAAAAAAUUGAACAUAUAUAAGGGUAAAU